Messenger RNA from Diatraea saccharalis (sugarcane borer), 1492 nucleotides. Lineage: Eukaryota; Metazoa; Arthropoda; Insecta; Lepidoptera; Crambidae. The record is from the annotation of a GenBank genome assembly.
UAAAUAAAUUAAAUAAAUAAAUUAUGGUAACAUCUAUUACACAAAAUGAUAAUAUUUUCAGAUAUUAUUAGCAUUAUUUUUAUGUGGCCUUACGAGUUCGUGGGCUGAUCUCCGAGUAAUAGAGCCGCCCCUACGAGUGGAUUUGCCCCCCCCGGAAGUUUCAGGGAGGGCCCCUACGAGCAAUGUUGUUACCACUUUUGUCACCAUGCCUGUAGACCACUUUGAUCCGCUCAAUAAGGAUACUUUUCAAAUGCGUUACAUGUACAACGAAGUUUUCUUCGGUGGUAACGGCUCCCCAGUAUUCAUACUGGUUGGUGGAGAAUGGGAUAUUGUACCAGCCUGGCUUCUCGCAGGCAACAUGUUCCAAAUGGCAAGCGAGAAUAAUGGCUACAUAAUGUACACUGAACAUCGAUACUAUGGACAAAGUUUACCUUACCAAAAUUUCACAACUGAAAAUUUACGUUUUCUGAACGUCGACCAGGCGCUAGCAGACCUAGCCUACUUCAUUAGAGACGUUGUACGGACACAAGAGCGUUUCGCAAACAGUAAAAUUAUUCUUUGCGGUGGUUCUUACGCAGGAAAUAUGGUGUUGUGGUUUAAACAACGCUACCCACAUCUCGUAGUGGGUGUUGUAGCGUCUAGUGCACCUAUUUUGGCCAAAGUGGAUUUCACAGGGUACCUGGAAGUAGUUCACGAAGCGUAUCAGUUAGAGGGAGGCGAUGAAUGUAUUGCGAUCAUAAGGCAAGGAAUAGAGGAUACCAUAACGGCGAUGCAAACUGAAGAAGGUAGAAAAUUGAUUGAUAAAAUAUAUAGAUUGUGCUCGCCGCCUAAUUACGACAAUAAGUAUGAUUUAGGUCAUUUCUCCGGACUGAUAAGUUGGUCUUUCUCAAUCUCGGUGCAAUACGGGCGUCCUGGAACGGUGCUCAACGUUUGCAAUAAUUUCAAGAACAAUACUUACGGUUCGACUCCUAUGGAACAAAUAGGAGGUUAUAUCGCUGCAAGCAGAGGCUUAACUACAUGUUGGAACGUAACAUACGAUGAUUAUGUUAAUAUUCAUACCAGUAACACGAAUUCACGCGCUUGGCGCUAUCAAACAUGCACGGAAUACGGAUACUACCAGACGGCUCCGAAAAUUGGCACUGUGUUUGAUCCGUUAAUAUGGCUCGAUGUCGAUUUUUACGUUGGUGUUUGCAAGAGAGUUUUUGGUCCGAAGUUUGAUGAAGCAUUCGUAUAUAACGCGGCAGACCGCGUGAACACAGUCUUCGGUGGUCUGAAACCAGAUGUUAACAACACUCUUAACGUUCACGGUUAUAUCGACCCCUGGCGGGCCUUGGGCGUCUACGAAGAAGACUUGAAGGAGAGCUCUCCUACUUAUACAGUUCCCAGAGCAUCUCAUGGCUUCGAUAUGCAGAGCUGGCAUGCGACAGACACAAUCAGAAUAUCGCAAAUCCAACAACGAGUAAGAACUAUUGUUGCAGGAUGGCUAUCAUAA